Meloidogyne enterolobii is the source of this 697-nucleotide messenger RNA. Lineage: Eukaryota; Metazoa; Nematoda; Chromadorea; Rhabditida; Meloidogynidae. The record is from the annotation of a GenBank genome assembly.
UGAGCGGAAAAUAAGUUUGUGUCCCUAAUGUUCUUACAAUUAAUAGUAAAUAAAAUAUUUAAUACUAAGUAAGUUUGUUUGAUGUAAAAUUUUGAAAGAGUCAAGGAGGUCCUCUUUUCUCUGUGUGAUUUAAGCCAUAUAUAAUAGGCACACUUAUCUGAAUAACGGUGAUCAACUGAAAAAUCAUUAAAGAAAUGAAUGAAUGCGUAAUUGUGGGGACUUUCGAAUUGUUCUGCUUUCGUAACAGACUGAAGAACUACUGAUUUUUCGGUUCGCUUCCGGGUAUCUUAAGAUUUUUCAAGAACUGACACGUCUACUUAUAAAUCUACUUAUUGCGAGAUUGUCUGCCUUGUUCAAUAAACUUUCCAGAUUUUCUAAAAAUUUUCUUUUUUAGUUUUUCGUUCAUAUGCUCCAUUCUGCCUAUUUCUUUCCUCAAACUGUUGAUGUAAAAUGGUCUGCUUCAACCCGUGGACGUCCAACAUUACCUCAAUGGAUGCAUUUAAUUCCUUCUAGACACCGUUCCAUUGCUUUUUUAAUUGGAACCCCAGUAUCUCCACAUUCCCACUUCCCUUUACAUAUUAUAGCUACAAGGAUGGACUCUUUUCAAAGCUCUGAACAGUCUUUUAGUGUUGUCACUAACGAUGACCGUAAAUUAAUUUUUAAUUUUUUAAACGUAUAUCCUCCGAGUCCCUGUUAA